Molecule: messenger RNA, 4475 nt
Organism: Columba livia (rock pigeon)
Lineage: Eukaryota; Metazoa; Chordata; Aves; Columbiformes; Columbidae
Gene: PRDM14
Product: PR/SET domain 14
Exons: 7
Coding region: 235-1797 (520 amino acids)
Biological process (GO): regulation of transcription by RNA polymerase II
Cellular component (GO): nucleus
Molecular function (GO): RNA polymerase II transcription regulatory region sequence-specific DNA binding; protein binding
Source: RefSeq, a predicted model, not a curated record
CGAUCCCUGGGGCCAGCCGCCUCCGCCCGGGCUCCCUCCCUGCCCUCCCCGGGCGCAUAUAGCCGCGGGGGGCCGACGGGGGCAGGACCGCUUGCCCCGACGGCGCCGGGCGGCAGAGGGCAACGAGCGGCGGCUCUCGAGCUUCCAUCCUGCUCUGCAGCGGGACCCCGCGCCGGCGGCACCCAGGUGGCUGCCUCUUCACUUCCCGGCACCUCCUUCCCCUCCCGGCCCGGCAUGGCCCUGUCCCUGGCCAGCGAGUCGGUCCCCGGAGACGGCGGAGACGCGAUCGGGAUGAGCCCCGCCAGCCUCGCUGCCUACUACUCCCCUUUCCUCCCUCCCGCCCAGUACUUCGAGGCGGCUCCCGACUUCUUCCAGCCCCUGAAAUCCCUGGGCGGGCUGGUCCCCGCCUCCCCGUCUCUGCCCCCCUUCAGCUUCAGCAGGGUCCCCGCUUUCCUGAGCCAGCCGCCCCCCUUACCCGCCGACCCCUUCCCCGGUCUCCCCCUACCCCUGUAUGCCAAGCCGCCGGCCCCCUUCCCUCCCAAGGAGGUCUCACCCCUCGAGGCGGGGGCCCCGGGCUCGUCCCCGCCGCCCUACCCGAGCCCGCCGCGCAGGGCUGCCGGCAGCCCCGGGGCUGGCGGGCCGGCGGGGCAGAGCUACAGGUACCACUUCACCGAGGAGGAGCUCAACGCGGUGCUGUACGGGGCGCUCCGGAGCAGCCAGGUGGCCGGGACCCUGCACGCCAUCUCAGGGCUACGGGUGACCCCCGCCAGCCCGGGUGCUGCGGACUCUUCCUCUGCCCCGCUGCUCGACAGGGACUCGCUGCAGCUACCCGAAGGGCUCUCGGUGCUGCGGGUGGUGUACGGGGACGUGUCUCAGCUCGGAGUCUUCUGCACGGACCCCAUUCCCAAAGGAGUCCGCUUCGGCCCUUUCCAAGGCAAAGUGGUCAACACCAGCGAGAUCAAGACUUACGACGACAACUCGUUGAUGUGGGAGAUCUUUGAAUACGGGCGCUUGAGCCACUUCAUCGACGGCAAGGGCGCCGCUGGCAACUGGAUGUCCCUGGUGAACUGUGCCAGGUUCCCCGAGGAGCAGAAUCUGACGGCUAUCCAGUGUCAGGGGCAGAUCUUCUACGAGAGCUGCAAGGAAAUCUUGCCGAAGCAAGAGCUGCUGGUGUGGUAUGGCGACUGCUAUGUGCAGUUCCUGGGCAUCCCCAUCAGCCUGAAGGGCAUACCGGAGGGGAAGAGACCCCCGCAGCACCCCGAAGAAGCCGGGGAGAGCUUUAAGUGUGAGCGCUGCGGCAAGGUUUUUGCCUACAAGUACUACCGAGACAAGCACCUCAAGUACACUCGCUGCGUGGACCAGGGGGACCGCAAAUUUCCUUGUCACCUUUGUAGCCGAUCCUUUGAAAAAAGAGACAGGCUGAGGAUCCAUAUUCUCCACGUUCAUGAAAAGCACAGACCUCACAAGUGUUCGGUAUGUGGGAAGAGCUUUUCUCAGUCCUCCAGCCUGAACAAACACAUGAGGGUUCACUCUGGGGAGCGCCCCUACAAAUGUGUCUACUGCAACAAGGCAUUCACAGCAUCCAGCAUCCUGCGCACUCACAUCCGCCAGCACUCAGGGGAGAAGCCCUUCAAGUGCAAGCACUGUGGCAAAGCCUUCGCCUCUCACGCAGCCCACGACAGCCACGUGCGCCGCACGCACAGCAAGGAGAAGGGCUGCACCUGCUCGGUGUGUGGCCAGCACUUCCCCGAGCAGGAGGAUUACCAGUUCCACCUGAAGAUUCAUGCUGCUCAUUAGUCAAGAGCCCCACGGACGUGUCCUGGACUCACUCAUGUGUGUGUUGGUCUAUGUGCAUGUGUUUGUGCUUGGUUGUGUGUGCACCACAGGAGGUGAGAUUUACCCUUGCAACGACUCUGGGAACGGCCAGUCCCUGGACACUGGGCAUAUUUCUGACUGCAGGGGACAGGAGUUUCAUCUUGCCCAGGUACCCUGAUACCACACUGGGGUGAAGUCCAACAUGCGCUACCUCAUCUUUCCCUUCCUCUCCUCCCAUACCCUAAUUUCUAGAAAAGGAAAAUACAGGCAGGAGGGAAUUUCACCUCCCAUGAACCUGUUGUGCAUGAAAAUCACUGUGAGGAGUGUUUAUGUGCCUCUAAUGCACCACAUCUAUGGACUGCCUGGUACAGUUCAUACCAAAGCUUGUGUGAAGGACAUUUUUGUCAAGCGCAUUUCCAAAAGCCAUUUAACCUGUUGUGUUUUGUUUGGGUGCAUGACCAGGUAUGGGCUCUACUUCCCUUUAAUGUGUAAGCCUUUUAAUGAUGCACUGUUUAAAUGCAAACUGCCUCAGAGAUACUGACUACUGGACCAGUACAGGGGCAUUUAAGUAAUUCAGCUGCUGGGACAUGACGAGCUUCAGGACAGUGAGACCAACUCUUCCAGAGGAUGCUGGAGCCCAGGUAGCCCAGGGGGAGUGGGGUAGGGUGAAGACAAGAUGUCAGUGGAGCUUAGCCCUGCCUUCUCACAGUUUAGAGAAACAAAUGUGAAGAUAUUCCAAAGCACCAGUGAGCUCUUAAGGGGUUGCUAGCAGUCAAGUGGCCUCAUAGAGAUGUUGCACUGUGGUCCUGGCACAGGUCAGGAGCAGGCCUGAUGCCACCACUGGGCUCUUGUCUCCUGUAACUGUCACUUGUCUAGAAACUUGCCACUACUGGGACUUCUGUCCAGGUGGGCAUCUGCAGUGAGUCCUGACAUGAAAGCUGAGGCUCCCUCGCUUCCUCCUGCUGGCUCUAUGCAGGAUGGCUGCUGUAGUGUCGCUCCUGAAUACUUUUAGUAUUCUACCAUAUAUCAAGGCACAAAGGUUUUAAAAUGAGCUCUGUGAUACUUCUGUUUAGGAAGUGGGGGAACCUUCUCUUACCCUAAAUUUAAGAUUUGGUGUGUAUGAGAAACAAUGCCAGGAUUUUUCAGUCCCUAAAGCUAUGCCUGUGAAAUUCCCUCUGCAGCCUAUGGGAAUGCCUAAGCCUCCAUGGGAGGACUGAAAGGUUUCACCCUCCAUUUUUCCCUGACCCUGCAAGCAAGUCAGGAACGAUUUGUGUAGGUGUUCUGUUUAUUUCUUCUUAGCAAAAGGGAAGUAUUUUCUCAAAAUGCUUGGGAUUCUUUUCUAUAGAAAGAGCUACUACUUCAGCUAUGAGUGAAAAGAUGUACUCUAGGAUCCUUUUAACUUGAAAUCUCUGGUUUUGUUUCUUUUGCACUCCAACUUUGAGAAGGACUCAGAAUAACAUCUUAGACAGCCUGUCUAGGCCCAGAUCAAAACGGUUUCAACUGCAUAUUAUAAUGGAUAAAGUAAUUUCAGGGUAAAAUCCUAGGUGAUUUAGACCUUCAUUUUUGCAAACUGUUUUCAAAGUCAUAAAAGCCCUAGUGAACAGCAUUCUCUGGCAAUGUAAAAUCUCAGCUCAGUGGAGACUUAGCAAAAAGUCCUUCAUGAAGGACCACUGAGCAUAAGGAGUGCUGUAACUGGUGCAGAAGCCUCUUGUCAGGGAGUGGCCAGUGCCAUGGGCAGGUGGACUGUGCAACUAAGCAGGGACUCCCUGUGUCAGUGGGACUGUGGGUCACAUCCAGGAGCCCUUGCUGGAGCUGGUUGAUUAACACAGUUCGAUGUUCCUGGGAUGUGAUGAGGUUCUCUUAAAAUCCUAGAUCAGCUGGGAUUAACAAGGACUUUGCACAGAAGUAUUGAGAAUAGAAGUUUUUAUUUUGUGCUAACCUUAACAAUAUUCAAACACAGAGUAAAACCAGAAAAAGUGCUACCUGCAUGUUUAAUUAUAACAUGAUGAUACUGUAUCUGCAAAUAUCUAUAUUGAUUUGCACUAAUUUUAUGUGUUUUAUUGUACCUUAAGUUGCUCUGUCCUCAUCAUUUUCAUAGUAAAAAUAUUUUAAAAUAUUUAUAAAACCACUUACUUGUAAGUAAAAUAUUGAGGCCCAGCACUAAGCAGUAUCUGAAAUAAGCAAGCCAUUAGUAUUAUACAUAAUAUACAUAGGGUUUACGCUAGAAUGAAGAUCACAUUUUGUUCUGAUUUUUUUUUCUUAUUUUAAUAUGAAGGAUUCCUAUGAUACAACAGGCUGAAUUUUGUACAUAUUGAAGGCUGAACUGGUGAGCUCUAAACAGGUAAAAUUCACUCCUGAGCAGAAAAUUAUCACAGUAUCCAAACACAGUGUCCAAACUGCUGAAGUACAGGUUAGGGAAUGGAAUGGUAUGUAAGUGGUGCAUCUUCUGUAGUAUUUUUAGCUGUGUGCGUUUUCUUUUGCUUGAGAAGCCCCCAAAUAUGUUGCACUAAGAUAUUAGCACUCUUCCACAGUAUUAUGACGAGUUGUCUGUAAAAGAGUAUGUGAAGGGUUUUGCUUGAACUUGUGACUGAAGUUAUUGGUUGUCUUGCACAUUAAACCUGUAUAUGUAAAUUUGGAUGUUAAUUAUUAAGAUUAUUACA